Molecule: messenger RNA, 1265 nt
Organism: Chara braunii
Lineage: Eukaryota; Viridiplantae; Streptophyta; Charophyceae; Charales; Characeae
Source: the annotation of a GenBank genome assembly
UCCGGGCGUGGGUUUUGGGACCUUGUACUCGAGUUACGGGGGACUCUCUGCACACGCUUUGGGUGGUUUCCAGUUUGCGAGGGAUGGGCGAGUCGUGCUUUGGUGGUCGAGAGAACAUUUCUGCGGCGCCGUUCGGGUCCAUGGUCAUCUCUCUCGGAGGGCUUCUUUCACGACAGCUCGGUCGUCGUUGGCGGCGGUCGCGGCUGUCGGGGCUUUCCUAUGCCGUGGUGCCGGGUUGUGGAUCGUUGCGUUCACCCUCGCUCAUCGUCUUGCGAUGAUUGGCGCCUUAUCGCCGACGGCUGUCCGGUUGGCGGUCGUUUGCAGGGUGUGGAGGCGGAGGUGCCCGUCACCGGCUCKCAGCUUCGGCACCAUCGUCCUGUAGGUUACGGGGAGAGCUGUUGCGGCUCUGUUGUGGUGUSGUCUUCGUGCGGUGGCAUCCGGCUGUGGGCCGAAGCUGUCGGUGGUUCCUUCGCGCGCGCCGUUGUUCGGGUAGUGUUGUUAACUUGCGAUCUCUGGGUGUGGUGUGGGCGGGUGCUGUUCGCAGCCAAUCUCUUGGGCGUGUACGGCGGGCUGUGUUGGAUUGUGCGGUACCUUGCGGUUGGAGAUGGCCUACGGAGGGAAGUUCACCUGCAAUUCAAACAGCCGGACUUCGCGGCGUCUCGGCAGCUGAUUGCACGUUCCACGAUUGUUCGACGUUCUUUUGGUAGGCUGUCCGGCGUGACGUGCCUACGUGCGUCUUGGCCAUCGCUCCUUGCGGCUGCUCGUCACACCCGCUACCUGGUUGAUCCUGCCAGUAGUCAUAUGCUUGUCUCAAAGACUAAGCCAUGCAUCUGAGUGUCAACACUUUGCACUGUGAAACUGCGAAUGGCUCAUUAAAUCAGUUAUCAUUUAUUUGGUGGUCUCCUUACCACUCGGAUAACCGUGGUAAUUCUAGAGCUAAUACGUGCAGCAUAUCCCGACUUCUGGAAGGGAUGUAUUUAUUGGAUAAAAGGCCGAUCCAGGCUUGCCCGUUGUUGCGGCGAAUCAUGGUGACKUGUCGAAUCGCAUGGCCUUUGAGCCGGCGAUGUUCCAUUCAAAUUUCUGCCSUAUCAACUUUCGAUGGUAGGAUAGAGGCCUACAAUGGUGGUAGCGGUCGACGGAGAAUUAGGGUUCGAUUCCGGAGAGGGAGCCUGAGAGAUGGCUACCACAUCCAAGGAAGGCAGCAGGCGCGUAAAUUACCCAAUCCUGACAUAGGGAGGUAGUGACAAUAAAUAACAAUACUGGAC